This is a messenger RNA of Triticum aestivum (bread wheat), 3287 nucleotides long. RefSeq lists its product as uncharacterized. NCBI's taxonomy places the organism in Eukaryota, Viridiplantae, Streptophyta, Magnoliopsida, Poales, Poaceae. The coding region runs from base 1424 to 3052 and encodes 542 amino acids. The record is from RefSeq and is a predicted model, not a curated record. The transcript has 2 exons.
UAUGCAAGUCGUUGCAUAUUGAGCUUCACUUAAUGUGUAGUAUCUGUAUGUUGCACAUCGUCAUGUCUUGCAUCUUUAAAUUUGCAUGCAUCAUGCUUGAUUGUGCAUAAUGCCAUGAGUAUGACAUGCUUGUUUGUUUAUUGGGUCGUUUGCUUCUUUCCGGUUCUUGCUUCUUCUCGGUAGUUUCGUUUAGGAGUUUCGUGGGUUAGUUCAACUACGCUUUGUUCGAUUAAUUCAUGCAUUUGAUCCUUUUCAAAGCGGGAUUCCAGUCAAGAUGAUCAUUACCUUCAAUAUCAUUAGUAGCUUUGCUUGCUAGAUGUCUCGAUGCCACCGUUUGGACUUUCAAGUCUUCGCUUUGGCUAGGACCGUAUGUUGGGCGUUACACAUGACACCAUUAAACUCCACAAUAUGCAAUACGAGCAGGAGUUAGUGGCGCAUGAGGAGGAUGAGCUCGCCCUUUUCGCUCCAUCAUGACAUCGCAAGGAGGAGGAGCAUUAGAGGGCCAAGGCGGAGCGGCUCGCGAUGAUAAUUGUUAGAAAAAUAUAUUAAAUAUUUUUGGAAAUAAUAAUAAAUAAGUUCGAUAGAGGCAACGAGCAACAGCCACAUGAGCUGGACGAUAUGCAAUACGAGUAAGACAAGCUCGUCCCUUUUAUGGUACGGUCCAUCGAGACAAACCGUGAGGGAAGAUGAAGAGAGGGCGGAGGAGGAGCGGACUGUGGCGAGACAUUGAGGCGGACUACCCCUGCCACUCAGGUUCCUGAGCACUUCGUCGACCACGUGCGAUUAACAUGAACUUUGUUUAACACCUGAACUUUUUUUUUGUAAACAUGAACUUCACAAAAAUAUGAUUUUUUUCUGUUUACAUUUUAAAAAUUGUCUAGUAAUAUUUUAUAAAUUAUACUAAAGAAAAUCUUUUUGAAAUAAAUAUAAAAUAUAAAAUAAAUUUGUUUUAUGGCAAGUCACUUCAUUGUGUAACUAAGAGCAGACUUAAAUUGUUUCGUACAGAAUAACUACUUAUAAGUAAUCUCCCUGCACCGCGCUGCAGGCGUGGUUAGCAAUCUCCAGAUCAUCAUUAAAGAAAUUAAUCUCCCCACACAAAAAAUAUCUACUAUCCAGUAUAAUUAUAAUUAAUCUGUUUUCCUUACCGUACAUUUUUCGCGCUAAAACUAUUAUCCUUAAUCUGUUUUUCUUACAUUUUUUUAGAGAAGACAAUCUGCUUAUGCAGGAUGGGCCGUACUGGGCUGGUUAAUGGCGAAACGGGGCCCUAAAGAAGUUGGAUCCGGCGAAACAGAGGCCGAUCGGAAAAUUAUAAAUUCUGCAGCCUUCGGCGUCUGCAACGAUUUCCCUCCACUGCGUAACAGAUUGUAGUUCCCAAAUUCUCCAUAUCCCCGAGAAACCAAGAAUUGCAAGAAUAAUUCCGACGAUGAAGAGCUGGGACGCCGGUCCUUCCUCCUCCGGCAGCUCGCCGGAGAAGCAGGCACGCCCCUCCAAGCAGGGGCGUGAUGAAGACGGCGACGAGCUCGCCGUCGAGGAUCGCCGCCCCCACCUCAACACUCGAGUCAAGAGACCGCGGCUCUCCAUCGAAUCGGAAGACGAGCAAGAUUCUUCCUCCGGGAGCUCGCCGGAGAAGCAGGCACGCCCCUCCAAACAGGGGCGUGAUGAAGACGGCGACGAGCUCGCCGUCGAGGAUUGCCGCCCCCACCUGCGGGAGCGGCUCUCCUUGGACACGGAGGGAGACCAAGGUACGGAGCUGUCCCCAAGCCUACCCCUGCUGGAGGAGAUGCCCCAGGACGUGAUUGUGAGCGUUCUGAGGACCAUCGGGGUCCGAAGCGGGGUUCAGGUCAGCUCCUCUUGUUCGUAUCUGCGAGAGUUCGUGAUGAAGAAUGCAGCCCCAUGCUGCGGAAGGUAUCUGCAGAUCAAAGCUUGUAGAAUCGAAGGAGACGCAACCAUAGCUACACUGAGCACGGAUUUGCUAUGCAAAGUCAUGUCCAAGCUUGACCCUUUUGCAAUGUCAGCCCUGGGAGGAUCCUGUUCGGCUUUCAGGUGUUUGCUCGCCUCACCACCCACGCGUGGUUUGAUUGAAGAUUUUGGAGAGAAGCGCAUUCCCCUUGGUGCUCUGACGGUAACUCCAAUCAGCCCAUAUCCUGUUCUACUUUCUUCAAUGCUCCCCGCUAGGCAGAGGCCUGCAAGCGAUCUGUUCGCUGCCUUUUGGCGUAGAUUCGCAGCAGAAAGGGUGAUAGGGAGAGUAGAGAUAUCAGACUGUAGAGAUGGCUUGAUUCUGCUCAAGGGGAGAGCCAUCAGGCGUUUUGUUGUGUGUGCUCCACUGGCGGCCAACAUGUACGCGAGGCUACUGCCACAGCUCUCCAAUGACGGUGAUCAUGUUUACAUGUCUGCUUCAGUUCUUCGAGAUAAGAAGGCUGCCAUAGAGUUCUCGGUUACUGUUCUUAUGGGUGAUCUCCAGAGCGCCAACGUGACAAUUAACCAGUACCAAUCAAAGACAGGCCAAUGGAGUUCCAGGCGCUGCCCGUGGCUAACUCCUGCAACAUUGCAGUCGGAGAUUAAGCAACCGUCUGUUCUGUGCAAAAACACUAUAUGGUUCCUGCAGCCGAUGCUGCAACUGAUCUCUGUCGACCCAGACAAGUUAACAGUUGGCACGCUGCCCUUUCCGCCCCUUGACGGCAUUUCAACUGUCAACCAUGCUCUCCUGGAGCGAUCUCAGGGAUCAAUUUGCCUAGUGAUGAUCACAGAUAACAGAGUAAUGGUCUUCGAGCUGACACUGAUGGCGACGCAUGGAGCUUAUUCAAGCAGUUUCACGGUCCUCCUGAUGGAUGCCGGCUUAUUGGAACAGGUUUUCAAAAAAUCCUGGUGCAUUCUGGUGAAAGGCUGCGAUACAUUGACAUUGGGGAUGGUAUUUUCAAAGACGUGUCCCUGGUCUUCAACGUUGUCAGACAAGCUUGGUGUUACGAUGUUCCAUACCCACCUAGGACAGACUUGUUUCGUAGGCUACAGAGAGUUGGGACUGCAUUGGAGGUCAAGGAGCACGAAGGGCUGAGGAGCGCAAAGGGCGGACCUAAACAGAAGCCUCUUGAGAAGGCCACAAGCAGUUCUAUCUCCUAUUAUUAGUCCCUUAGAUACUGUAACUCGGCACCGUAGAAUGUUGUUUUGACUGUUGUUAAACGAUGAUGUGUUCCUUGCAUUUUUUUGCGAUGCGAGGAUGUGUCCCUUAUUUUGGGGGAGGGAUUAUUAAUAGAGCUAUCAAGUCUCAACUGAGAGACAAUUUUGUUUAA